Molecule: messenger RNA, 2298 nt
Organism: Nelumbo nucifera (sacred lotus)
Lineage: Eukaryota; Viridiplantae; Streptophyta; Magnoliopsida; Proteales; Nelumbonaceae
Source: RefSeq, a predicted model, not a curated record
GAGAGCGCGAGAAUUUCGGAGGAAGAGAGUGAGGGGGGAUAGCUAAUGGGUUCGAAGGAUAGUUGCAGGACCGAGCUUCGAACUGCAAUCCGCCAGCUUAGCGAUCGUUGCCUCUACUCCGCUUCAAAAUGGGCAUCAGAGCAACUAGUGGGAAUCGAACAAGACCCGGCAAAGUUCACACCUUCUCACACCAGAUUUCAGCGCGGGAGUUCCAGCAUUCGCAGGAGGUUCCGUACGAACGAUAUCCCUUCAACACCCGCUGCCGGCGUUUCCUAUACCACCACUCCAGUCCCCGAGGAAGAUGAGAUUGUGGAUAGCGAUUGUUAUCUUCUUGCUAAGUCCUACUUCGAUUGUCGGGAGUACCGGAGGGCUGCUCAUGCGCUUCGAGAUCAGACGGGAAAGAAAGCAGUAUUUUUGCGCUGUUACGCCCUUUUUCUGGCUGGUGAAAAGCGGAAAGAGGAAGAGAUGAUAGAACUUGACGGACCUUUAGGUAAGAGCGAUGCUGUAAACCAUGAACUGGUUUCUCUUGAGAGGGAGUUGUCAGCAUACCGCAAGAGUGGCAACAUCGAUCCUUUUGGCCUUUACUUAUAUGGGCUUGUGCUUAAGGAGAACGGUCAUGAGGAUCUCUCUCGUAACGUUCUUGUGGAAUCUGUUAACAGCUAUCCUUGGAAUUGGAGUGCCUGGUCAGAGCUGCAGUCUUUGUGCACCACCAUUGAUAUCUUAAACACUCUUAAUCUCAAGAAUCAUUGGAUGAAGGACUUCUUUCUUGCCAGUGCAUACCAGGGACUCAGGAUGCACAGUGAAUCCUUAUCAAAAUAUGAAUAUCUGCAAGGAACUUUUACUUUCAGCAAUUAUAUACAGGCUCAAAUAGCAAAAGCCCAGUACAGUUUAAGGGAGUUUGAGCAGGUUGAAGUUAUAUUUGAAGAACUUCUAAGAAACGAUCCAUAUAGAGUGGAGGAUAUGGAUAUGUACUCAAAUGUACUUUAUGCAAAGGAGUGCUUUUCAGCUCUGAGUUACCUUGCCCACAGGGUAUUCUUGACUGAUAAAUACCAACCUGAGUCUUGUUGUAUUAUUGGAAAUUAUUACAGUUUGAAGGGACAACAUGAGAAAUCUGUUGUAUAUUUUAGAAGGGCACUGAAACUCAACAAGAACUACUUGUCAGCAUGGACUCUGAUGGGUCAUGAGUAUGUUGAGAUGAAGAACAUCCCGGCUGCUAUUGAUGCCUAUCGACGGGCUGUAGAUAUUGAUCCAUGUGACUAUCGGGCCUGGUAUGGGUUGGGACAAGCAUAUGAGAUGAUGUGUAUGCCCUUCUAUGCACUGUACUACUUCCAGAAGUCAGUAUAUUUACAACCAAAUGAUUCCCGAUUGUGGAUUGCCAUGGCACAGUGCUAUGAAGCCGAGCAGCUUCACAUGCUUGAGGAGGCGAUCAAAUGUUACAAAAGGGCAGCAAAUUGUAAUGACAGAGAAGCAAUUGCAUUGCACCAACUGGCAAAGCUGCAUAAUGAACUUGGGCGUUCUGAAGAGGCAGCUUUUUACUACAAAAAGGAUUUGGAGAGGAUGGAAGAUGAGGACCGGGAGGGGCCAAAUAUGGUAGAAGCUUUGUUAUUUCUUGCUACACAUUGCAAAGCACAAAAGAGGUUCGAGGAAGCAGAAGUUUACUGUACCAGACUUCUGGAUUAUACAGGCCCAGAGAAGGAAACAGCAAAGAGCCUUCUACGUGGAAUGAGAGCAGCCCAGUCUGGUUUACCUUCCAUGGAUGUUGAGCAUUUCCCUCCAUAAGAAAAUUCCAAAAACAGGUAUUUCCUCUAAUGCCUGGUUUCACUGAAAUCAAGGACUAAUGAUAAAAAUAUGCUAGUAUGCCACAUGUCAGAUCAUACUGCUCAACAGAUUGUGAAACAUACAAACUGCAGAGGCAAUUGCUUGGUGCUUGACUCCUUAUUCCUGAAGUACAAGACGAGCUUUAUGGAAAAAUCAAUUGAUUUUUCGAAAAAAUCAUGCAAUUACAUGUUUGAAACCUUCUAAAUCAUUUGUAUGAAUUUCAAGUGGUAUACAAUAGUGCUUCUGCGUUCUGUAGCCCUACACUGAGACUUGUAGAGAAAAAGCCUUUGAAGCUUGAGGACCAAGUUCAACAACCAGCAGUUAUUUAUGACUGAGAACUUGCUGGCAUCUUGAUCUGUUCAUUCCAUUUUUAUUUUUGCUUGUCCAGUCAUGUACGUGUUCAUUUUAAACGUUACAGAAAUGGUGUUUCUCUUUUGUAAUUUUUCUUCAAUUUAAUAAAGUUUGAUAUACAAAAAAUGA